AUGAGUGCAGGGGAGAUCAGUACCCCAGGAACCAGCAAUCCUCGUACCCAUCACCCAAACUGCACAAGCAGUAACCCCCGUACCCAUCACCCAAACUGGAGAACCAGUAACCCCCGUACCCAUCACCCGAACUGCACAAGCAGUAACCCCCGUACCCAUCACCCGAACUGCACAAACAGUAAACCCUGUACCCGCCACCCCAACCGCGGAACCGGUGACCCCCGUACCGCUCCCCACGCCAUUACGCCGCUCAGGCGGCGUUCCCCGUCCCCCUCCUUUCCCCUGCGGGCCCCGCCGCUCCGUCCCGCUCCCUGCAGCUGCAGACUCGUCUCGGCCGGGUCCCCCCGAGCUUGGGGCUGGCUGGGCCACACGGCGUGGGAAGUCGGGCGCGGCCGCCACCCGCGCUCUUGGGCGGCAGCUGGCUGCUGCCCCGCCGUGCCCUGCCCUGCCCUGCCCCGCCGUGAGGCCCCGGCUCCGGCCCCACUCCCGAUCCCGAUCCCGAUCCCACUGCCGCUCCCGCUCCCCUCACCUCAGCGGCCGCCGCCGGCCCCGCAGCCGCCCCGCGCAGCACGUGCCGCACCCCUGGGCUCCACCCGGGCAGGGCUGAGGGGAACUGCACCAUCGAUAGUGGCUGUGCCGGAGCGGGUCUCGCUGCUCGGGAGCGCUCCCCGUGCCCGCCCGCCCCGUGCGGACGCGCGCACCUGGUGGAUGAGAGGCGGUUCACUGUCAAAGUAA
This is a messenger RNA of Cinclus cinclus, 735 nucleotides long. RefSeq lists its product as uncharacterized. Lineage: Eukaryota; Metazoa; Chordata; Aves; Passeriformes; Cinclidae. The coding region runs from base 1 to 735 and encodes 244 amino acids. The transcript is spliced from 2 exons. The record is from RefSeq and is a predicted model, not a curated record.